Pochonia chlamydosporia 170 is the source of this 354-nucleotide messenger RNA. RefSeq lists its product as hypothetical. Lineage: Eukaryota; Fungi; Ascomycota; Sordariomycetes; Hypocreales; Clavicipitaceae. The record is from RefSeq and is a predicted model, not a curated record. Bases 1 to 354 code for a protein of 117 amino acids. The transcript has a single exon.
AUGGCAAUGCCUAUCGGUGUGUUUAUCAGACGAAAACGUGUUUGCUUGAUUGGUCUUGGCAAUGGACCCCCUAGAAUGGGCAUGACAAAGGCGGAACUGGCCACGACGGGAUUGUUCCUGGACUUGACGGCAGUGCUGAUGAGAAAGGACGAGAUGGCAAUUGCACAAAUAGGUUGUCAGAAUGGUGCAUUCCUAGGCACACCUGGCUCAAUGGUUUAUGGGCUCCAUGUCGAUAUUGAAGCUAAAAACGGGCGGCACGGGUCAAGGUUUCGGUGGGCACACGAGUGGUGCAUGGUGUGGCCAUCCUGCCGAAGUUCGGGCAAGUUUUGUCGUCAGAUUCACGGAGUGAGGUAG